GAACCAAAUACAGCUGCACAUGAGAAUAAAUCUUUCUUUUCAUUAGCUUACGUUUCUUUCUACAUGAUCUUUUUAUUUUGUGGUUUUUUGUUGUCAUUAAUGAUUUUCGUCAGACAUUUGUACAACAACACUGUUAAGGGACUGGAUUUUGUUUUUGGCCUGUCAUGGCAAUUUGCUAAUAUGAUAUCUGUACCAUUAUUUGGUAUGAUUGUAAAGUUCUCAGCGUGGUUAAUUGCAAGUGUGUGGACUUAACAUGUGUUUAGAUCAUAUUUAAACCUCCCUCCUUAGCUCCUAUGGUGGAAAGGAUUAACACCUCUUGAUGUCCUAAAUCUAUUUGUCAUUGGAUAUUUAUAAUUUCCAUUGGUUAGUCACUGGUACUAGACUACGGUGAUAAGAUGGAAUUGCUUACAUCGUAUUGCAAUAGCGUGAAUGGAUUGAUAAAUCUUCCCAGUUUUAUCAUGUCUCUAGAAGGACCUUUAGAAUUUAAAUGUGAGGCAUUAUUCCUUAACGAGGCAACUCUGUGGCUCUGAAAGUCAGAGUAUCCCUUUUAGAGUAGCGUGAAUGGUCAGAAAAACAAUAUUCUGCUAAUGUUCUUCAUCGUUUGGGAGCAUGUGUUCGUGCUCUUUAAUAAAUAAGGUUCUGAUAGUUAGAGUAUUCUUUUUGUUGAAAGUAAGGUGUGGAGUGCAUAAGGUACCAGAGAAAACAUACUGUUGGUUAUUUUUGGAUUGAUCAAUCCAUAAGCAGUGUGUGUAGUGGGCAUUGCUUAUUGUAGUGCAUAUGAAGUGGAAAGUGGUGAUUUAGGUGUAGUUCAAAAUCUGGACAAAUUGGAACUAUGUAGCUAGUAGACCAAUAUGCUUUAUGGUAAUUGAACAUCGAACUGCAAGUAUAUAGAAUGAGCAUAUCUAUAAUCAUGUUGCUGAAGGAAUGACCAGCCAGUGAAGAUCAUCAGACUGAAUAAGAAAUUUAAUAUGCCUUCUCGAGAAGGUGGAGGUAAUGAGAGAAAGUUGUUAGAGAUGGUUCGGCAAUGUACAAUGGAGGCAAAUGACUGAACGUCCAAAUCCACAAAAAGAAGCGCAGUUUUGUAGCUUAAGGAGCUGCAAAAGGAGGACUAAUGGAAUGUUGUCAAGGCAGGGAGAAGUUCUGAUGGCUUUUUGAUCUGUAGUGAGUAUAUGGGCCAAAAAGAGUUGCAUGCUUCAAUUGGAUGUGAACCCCCAAAAGAAAAUCAAAGAGAGGGGAGAGAGAUGAAAGAAGAGGGAGUCAUGAAUGUAUGGCAGAGUAAGGGAAAGGAAGAGAGGAGAGAUCCGAACUCAUUUCAAACUUUACGAUCACGCCAAUUAUGUCUUGGACACUUCCUAGAGAAAGAUUGGAAGAAGCCUCAGAACACACCAGCCUUUCACAUCACACCAAGGCUUCUGGACUAAAUCUAAGUCAACUAACACUUCACACACAAGAGGAAAAUCACAAGAACUUUAAUUUCUUUCAUUUUCACUCCAGUCUAUGCAUUUACUAAAUGCCUUCUUCAACUCUUUUCUGGAAUCAGGGAAAAGUACACUGGCAUGCUCACUAAGUAGAGAACUGCACUCCAAGGGAAAGCUGUCAUACAUCCUUGAUGGAGACAACCUUCGGCAUGGUCUGAACAAGGAUCUUGGUUUCAAAGCAGAAGACAGGGCUGAAAAUAUACGCAGAGUUGGGGAGGUAGCAAAACUGUUCUCGGAUGCUGGAUUGAUCUGUAUUGCUAGUCUGAUAUCUCCUUAUAGGAAAGAUCGUGAUGCUUGCCGUGCAAUGUUACCAGAUGCAAGUUUUAUUGAGGUUUUCAUGAACAUGCCCCUAGAACUAUGUGAGUCAAGAGAUGCAAAAGGCCUUUACAAGCUUGCACGUGCUGGAAAGAUUAAAGGUUUUACCGGAAUAGAUGAUCCAUAUGAACGACCAUUGAACUGUGAGAUAGAAAUAGAACAGAAAGACGGAGUUUGCCCCAAGCCUGCUGCCUUGGCAGGCCAAGUAGUGUCCUACUUAGAGGAGAAAGGAUUUCUUCAAGUUGAGUGAUUUACCUUUCUUCACUUAGCCCUGGAUCUCUGUCAAUCCGAUUAGUUGGAUCAACCCUGCUCUAAGACCACCUGGCAAUCGUUUGGUGGGUUAGUAGGUAGUAAUUGCGAGUACAUAUUUUUGGUUAAUAUCUUUUGUUUACAGGUAUAAUAGGGUGAGAAAUUGGGAGUUCCACUGUUUCGAAUUAGCAGAACAUUAUGUGGCUAGUUCUUAUAAUUUGUUCUUCUUUAAAGAGAAAAUUGUUCAGUUUCAAAUCAUUAAAAAGGAGCAAGUAGUUCCUGCUGUGGUUUAGAUACUUUUCAUAAUCCCAGUGUGAGCCUGGUUAACCUUCAAAA
Messenger RNA from Prunus dulcis (almond), 2378 nucleotides. RefSeq names its product adenylyl-sulfate kinase 3. Gene Ontology annotation, molecular function: ATP binding; adenylylsulfate kinase activity. The coding region runs from base 1498 to 2043 and encodes 181 amino acids. Gene Ontology annotation, biological process: sulfate assimilation. The transcript is spliced from 6 exons. Lineage: Eukaryota; Viridiplantae; Streptophyta; Magnoliopsida; Rosales; Rosaceae. The record is from RefSeq and is a predicted model, not a curated record.